UUAAAUUUCCUCUUAUGUUGGAUGUGUAUGAGCUGUGUACGCCAGACCUUCAGGAAAAAAUGGUUUCCUAUCGAUCAAAAUUCAAAGAUCUAGAAGACAAAAAAGUAAACCAGCAGCCAAAGAACUCUAGUAAAAGUGAUGGUGCACAGAAAGAAGUCAAAUAUGAACCAUUUUCUUUUCCUGAUGAUAUUGGUUCUAAUAAUUGUGGCUAUUAUGACCUGCAGGCAGUGCUAACACAUCAGGGCAGAUCAAGUUCCUCUGGGCAUUACGUGUCUUGGGUUAAAAGGAAACAAGAUGAAUGGAUUAAAUUUGAUGAUGACAAAGUCAGCAUUGUUACACCUGAAGAUAUUUUGAGGCUAUCUGGGGGUGGAGACUGGCAUAUAGCUUAUGUUCUACUCUACGGGCCUCGCAGGAUCGAAGUAAUCGAAGAUGAAGCUGAGCAGUAGUGUUCAGUUGUAGUCAUUCUGCCUAGGUGUGAAAUAAAUGUUGAUUACCGAUCACUUCUUUAACCCCAGAGCUUUAGCCAGUGGAUAAAUAAUUUGUUCAAACCUUUUCACGUGAAGAGGGAUAAUGUUUCAGAACUGAUCUGUGUACCAAUUGGUCACGACUGGACUGGACUGCCCGCUGUGGUGGUGACAAUACUCAAUACUUUAAGUAGCUUUAAUGUCUUGCAGAAAAGAAUUUUUUUUAAAAUGAGCCUCUUCCUCCCCCACCCCUUCCUCUCUAAUGUCAUCAAGUAUUUAUUACACACCUAUUCUCACAUUUGUUAAUCUUGCAUGGUUUAUACCACAGUUCAGUAGUAGCUGUCCAUCUUUGCCUUACCUGGCGGUCCUGUUGGGAAGGCGGAAGAGAAACUGUUGCCUUGUUGCGUAACUCAGUGCUGCUGCCCAUAGCCCACAGCUGUGGCUACAAUCAAGUGUUUGUCCAGCCUGACCUGCUGAUUCAGUCUGUUCUGUUGCUGGCAUCUCAUGACUUCAGAAUAAAUUGUGAUCAACAAUGUGUCUCCAUUAAAGAAAGUUCAUGUCUGGGUAGAGUAGUUAGUAUGUGUUUGUGUUCACUUCUUGGGCCACCACUGAUGAAUGUCUCAAUGCAGUCAUGUAAUAAAGCCAAUUUUUUUUAAGCUGUA
Mesitornis unicolor (brown roatelo) is the source of this 1126-nucleotide messenger RNA. RefSeq names its product ubiquitin specific peptidase 14 (tRNA-guanine transglycosylase) (gene USP14). Gene Ontology annotation, biological process: regulation of proteasomal protein catabolic process; protein deubiquitination; proteasome-mediated ubiquitin-dependent protein catabolic process. The transcript is spliced from 4 exons. NCBI's taxonomy places the organism in Eukaryota, Metazoa, Chordata, Aves, Mesitornithiformes, Mesitornithidae. The record is from RefSeq and is a predicted model, not a curated record. The coding region runs from base 15 to 446 and encodes 143 amino acids. Gene Ontology annotation, molecular function: proteasome binding; cysteine-type deubiquitinase activity.